Molecule: messenger RNA, 1359 nt
Organism: Brassica rapa (field mustard)
Lineage: Eukaryota; Viridiplantae; Streptophyta; Magnoliopsida; Brassicales; Brassicaceae
Product: UDP-D-apiose/UDP-D-xylose synthase 1
Molecular function (GO): carboxy-lyase activity
Source: RefSeq, a predicted model, not a curated record
AUGGCGAACGGAGCCGGUAGAGUGGAUCUGGACGGCAAACCGAUAAAGCCGAUGACGAUAUGCAUGAUCGGCGCGGGAGGUUUCAUCGGCUCGCACCUCUGCGAGAAGCUCCUAACGGAGACUCCGCACAAGGUGCUCGCGCUCGACGUGUACAACGACAAGAUCAAGCACUUGCUGGAGCCGGAUACUGCCGAGUGGAAAGAUCGGAUCCAGUUCCAUCGCAUCAACAUCAAGCAUGAUUCCAGGCUCGAAGGACUCGUCAAGAUGGCGGAUCUGACUAUUAAUCUUGCGGCGAUCUGUACUCCGGCUGAUUACAAUACGCGUCCUCUUGAUACCAUCUACAGCAACUUCAUUGACGCGCUUCCAGUUGUUAAGUACUGCUCUGAGAACAACAAGCGUCUCAUUCACUUUUCUACCUGUGAAAUUUAUGGUAAAACCAUUGGAAGCUUCCUUCCCAAGGAUCAUCCUCUACGCGAGGAUCCUUCUUUCUAUGUUCUUAAAGAAGAUGUUUCCCCUUGCAUAUUUGGUUCAAUUGAGAAGCAAAGGUGGUCAUACGCGUGUGCAAAGCAGUUGAUUGAGAGACUCGUUUACGCUGAGGGUGCUGAGAAUGGACUGGAGUUCACCAUUGUGAGACCUUUUAACUGGAUUGGACCUAGGAUGGAUUUCAUCCCCGGCAUUGAUGGUCCUAGCGAAGGUGUCCCCCGUGUUCUCGCCUGCUUUAGUAAUAAUCUUCUUCGCCGUGAGCCUCUGAAGCUUGUGGACGGUGGAGAAUCACAGAGAACUUUUAUCUACAUCAAGGAUGCUAUCGAAGCUGUUCUUUUGAUGAUCGAAAACCCCGAGAGGGCCAAUGGGCAUAUAUUCAAUGUAGGCAACCCGAACAACGAAGUCACAGUACGACAGCUUGCUGAAAUGAUGACCAAGGUAUACGCAAAAGUGAGUGGAGAGGGAGCAAUAGAGAGCCCGACGGUGGAUGUAAGCUCAAAAGAGUUUUACGGGGAAGGUUAUGAUGACAGUGACAAGAGAAUCCCAGACAUGACCAUCAUCAACCGCCAACUUGGAUGGAACCCGAAGACAUCUCUGUGGGACUUGCUGGAAUCGACCUUAACCUAUCAGCAUAGGACUUACGCAGAAGCUGUGAAGAAGGCAACAUCCAAACCAGUAGCUUCCUAAAAUGUUACAAGUCCCCCAGUUAUCAACACAGACGCCCUGAUUUGGCAUUUUUAAGAACUCUAUUCGAUUCUUUGUUUUUUUUCACAUCUCAUUGACUCUUUUUUUUUUUACAUUUCUUGUUAAGAAAACAAUAUUAUUACAUUACGCUAGUUCGCCGUUUCAAGUAUACCGUCUAUUUUUUGUUCUCCU